Neltuma alba is the source of this 1324-nucleotide messenger RNA. RefSeq lists its product as uncharacterized. The record is from RefSeq and is a predicted model, not a curated record. Bases 86 to 1240 code for a protein of 384 amino acids. Lineage: Eukaryota; Viridiplantae; Streptophyta; Magnoliopsida; Fabales; Fabaceae. The transcript is spliced from 12 exons. Gene Ontology annotation, molecular function: nicotinamide-nucleotide adenylyltransferase activity; ATP hydrolysis activity. Gene Ontology annotation, cellular component: nucleus; cytoplasm.
UGCUUUCAGUAAGCACUUUAGAGCGAUUUUGUCUUAUCUUCCGCUGAGAGAUCAUCGAACGCCGAAGAGAGACCCGUUGAAGAUAAUGACGGACGUUUGUAUCCGAGCCGUUGUAGGAGCCAUACACUCGAGCCCAUUUCAGGCCGUCAUUUAUCUCUCCGGCGGAGCUUCGAUGGUAUUGGGUUCGUUGCUUUCAGUUCCUGGGGCCUCAAAUACGGUGCUUGAAGCUGUGAUUCCUUACUCCAGGAUGUCAACGAUCCAGUUGCUUGGCAAGAUUCCACCUCAGUUUUGUAGCCAACAGACUGCUGAAGAGAUGGCCUUGUUGGCUUACAAUCGUGCUCUUAAGCUUUCCAGACCAGGAUCCCCAGUUCUUGGUGUGGGUUUCACUGCUUCUUUGGCUACUACGCGUCCUAAGCAUGGGGAACACAGAUUUUAUGUGUCAACAAGGACAGCUGACCGUUUGUGGAUGUCAACAGUGACCUUGGCCAAGGGAUUGCGUACCCGAGAAGAAGAAGAAAGAGUCUCUAGUAAUCUUUUACUCAAGGCAAUUGCAAACGCAUGCAAAGUUCCAGCAACAUCUAUCUCUGAGCUGACUGAAUCUGAUGUAUCUGAUGAAUGUGAACAGCAAUUCAAUGAAGAUCAAGAAUUAGAACAACUGAUAAAUGGCCAAAUAUGCUUUAAAAUCUAUCCAUUUUGUAGUGAAGCUAAUGCAUCAGCAGAAAGGAAAAUAAUUUUGCCUGGUUCUUUUAAUCCAUUACACGAUGGGCAUCUCAAGCUUAUGGAAGUUGCCACUGGCAUUUGUGGUGGUGGCUAUCCAUGCUUUGAAAUAUCUGCAGUUAAUGCAGACAAGCCUCCAUUAUCGGUGUCUGAAAUAAAGAAUCGUGUCAAGCAGUUUGAAAAAGUUGGAAAGUCAGUAAUAAUUUCCAAUCAGCCUUAUUUUUAUAAGAAGGCUGAACUUUUUCCAGGCAGUGCCUUUGUAAUUGGUGCUGACACAGCAGUGAGGCUUAUUAAUCCUAAAUACUAUGAGGGGGAUUACAACAAGAUGUUGAAGAUACUCGGUGGUUGUAAAGAUACAGGAUGCACCUUUCUUGUGGGUGGUCGGAAUGUAGAAGGUGCUUUCAAGGUUCUUGAGGAUUUGGAUGUUCCUGAGAAGCUAAAAGACAUGUUCAUCUCUAUUCCAGUUGAACAGUUCCGCAUGGAUAUAUCUUCCACUGAGAUACGGAAAAGAAGCGGAAUGUAAAUAUUGGUAUAGUUCAGAGUCCUAUAUACUCACAGUAGUUAUUACAAGACUCAACUCAAAAAUAAUCACGUGUCUGUACCCAUC